AUGCUCAUCGGAAUCGGGAAGGGGCGCGUCGUGCGGGGGGGGCGGGGCCUGGUCUUGGUCGUUCGUUUGCUCCUGUUCGUGCUCGUGCUCAGGCACGGGCUCCUGCUCGUGGUGUUGUUCGUGCUCAUCGGAGGCGUCCAUAGCGGAAGAGCGGAGAGCGGAAUUGGCUCCCGAGAAGAUCCGGUUCACGGUCUAGCCGCAGAUCCAGAGGGACUGCGAUCGGCUCCUUGA
Molecule: messenger RNA, 231 nt
Organism: Chondrus crispus (carragheen)
Lineage: Eukaryota; Rhodophyta; Florideophyceae; Gigartinales; Gigartinaceae
Exons: 1
Coding region: 1-231 (76 amino acids)
Source: RefSeq, a predicted model, not a curated record